Colletotrichum truncatum is the source of this 513-nucleotide messenger RNA. RefSeq names its product S-phase kinase-associated protein 1. Gene Ontology annotation, molecular function: cullin family protein binding. Gene Ontology annotation, cellular component: nucleus; cytoplasm. Lineage: Eukaryota; Fungi; Ascomycota; Sordariomycetes; Glomerellales; Glomerellaceae. The record is from RefSeq and is a predicted model, not a curated record. Gene Ontology annotation, biological process: mitotic cell cycle; SCF-dependent proteasomal ubiquitin-dependent protein catabolic process.
AUGGCCGCCGAGAAGAAGGACCAGAAGAUCUGGGUGCAGUCCAACGACAGCAUUACCAUCCCCGUUGACCGUGUUGUUGCUGAGCGGUCUAUGCUCAUCAAGAACAUGCUUGAGGAUGUCGGCGAUGACGCCAUCAGCCAGGAGAACCCUAUCCCCAUCCCCAACGUCAACGAGGCGGUCCUCCGCAAGGUCAUCGAGUGGUGCGAGCACCACCGCAACGAUCCCCCCCAGACUCAGGAUGAGGAGAACGAUGCCCGCAAGAAGACCACCGAGAUUGAGGAGUGGGAUCAGAAGUUCAUGCAGGUCGACCAGGAAAUGCUCUUCGAGAUCAUUCUUGCCUCCAACUACCUUGAUAUCAAGCCUCUCCUUGACGUCGGUUGCAAGACCGUCGCCAACAUGAUCAAGGGCAAGUCUCCCGAGGAGAUCCGCAAGACUUUCAACAUCACGAACGACUUCACCCCUGAAGAGGAGGAGCAGAUCCGCCGUGAGAACGAGUGGGCUGAGGACCGUUAA